UGAGUUGAUGUGUAGAUAUGAAGAAGUUGAAGUUGUUUGGAAUGAAAAGUCACGACUGUCAUGUGUUUAUGCAGAGGUUAAUACCAAUUGCAUUUCGUGAGUUGCUCCCGCUAAAUGUUUGGAAAGUUCUUACAGAGUUGAGUUUAUUCUUUAAGAACCUUACUUCCACUACAAUUGCAGUUGAGGAAAUGACGAAGCUUGAGAAUGACAUACCUCUCAUUCUAUGUAAACUUGAACGUAUAUUUCCUCCUAGUUUCUUCGACUCUAUGGAGCAUCUACCAAUCCACUUAGCUUAUGAAGCAAAGAUUGCUGGUCCAGUUCAAUAUAGGUGGAUGUAUCCAUUUGAGAGAUAUCUUCGAAAAUUGAAAAAUAAUGUCAAAAAUAAAGCGAAGGUCAAGGGUUCUAUAUCCAAUGCAUAUUUGGUGGAAGAAGCAUCAUCGUUCUGUUCAUACUAUUUUGAGGAUCAUGUUAGCACGAAGCACAGAAAUGUGCCUCGAAAUGCGGAUAGUAGUGAAUAUAGAGUUGAUGAACAUGAAGAAACUCUUUCUAUAUUCAAGUAUCCGGGUCGAGCAUUUGGCAAAGCAAAAACGAGAUAUAUGACAGAUGAAGAGUAUAAAGCUGCUCAAACCUAUGUGUUAUUAAAUUGUUCAGAAGUGGAGUCAUUUAUUGAGGUUUAUAUUGAGGAGUUAAAGAGGAGUCAACCAAACAUUUCCAGUACUACCAUUGAUGGUAAAUUGGAAAAUGAAUUUGCAAAUUGGUUCAAUGACUAUGCACAUGAUCCUUCAAAUAACAUUUCAAACAAAUUUAUAAAGGAUCUUGCAAAAGGGCCACUAAGAUGUGUUAAUACAUAUUCAGGGUAUUAUGUGAAUGGCUUUAAAUUUCACACCAUUAGUUAUGGUGGAGCUAAAGAAACAAUGAAUAGUGGAGUUUGCAUAAAAGGAAUAAACUAUAGUAUAGAUGAAAGUGAUUAUUAUGGCCGGUUGGUAGAAGUUGUACAAGUAGAGUACCCAGGCUUACCAGUCAAGAGGACAAUAUUAUUCAAGUGUGAGUGGUUUGACCCGACAAGUGUGGGCAUGAAGGUUCAUUCUCAGUAUAAACUUGUGGAAGUUAAUCAUAAGCGUAGAUUUAAUCGCUAUGAACCAUUCGUUCUAGCAAUGCAAGCCGCUCAGGUUUAUUAUUGUACAUACCCAAGUUUGCGGCGCGACAAGCUUGAUUGGUGGGCUGUUUGCAAAAUUAAAGCGAGAUCUGAAAUAGUAGUUCCUGAAUCGUCUAUAUCUACGGAAGAAUCACAAAUACCUCCACCAUUUCAAGAGAAAACUACAGACAAUCAUGAUCUCAUGCAAAUAGAUGAAGACCCAUUGCAUUUAAAUGACUCAAAUGGUGGGGUAAUAGAAUUUGAUGAGGAACAUGGUGACAUCGAAGAUGAACUUGAGUUAGAGGAAGAAAUAGCUGACUCAAGUGGAGGUUCAGAAAUAGGAGAUAGUGAUAAUGGUAUUGAUAGUUUAUGA
Messenger RNA from Ipomoea nil (Japanese morning glory), 1508 nucleotides. RefSeq lists its product as uncharacterized. The transcript is spliced from 5 exons. The record is from RefSeq and is a predicted model, not a curated record. Lineage: Eukaryota; Viridiplantae; Streptophyta; Magnoliopsida; Solanales; Convolvulaceae. Bases 18 to 1508 code for a protein of 496 amino acids.